Molecule: messenger RNA, 1845 nt
Organism: Cordyceps militaris CM01
Lineage: Eukaryota; Fungi; Ascomycota; Sordariomycetes; Hypocreales; Cordycipitaceae
Product: Mg2+ transporter protein, CorA-like protein
Exons: 2
Coding region: 1-1845 (614 amino acids)
Biological process (GO): intracellular magnesium ion homeostasis; magnesium ion transmembrane transport
Cellular component (GO): plasma membrane
Molecular function (GO): magnesium ion transmembrane transporter activity
Source: RefSeq, a predicted model, not a curated record
AUGUCCGACAACGAGAGCACGGCUCCCGAUACGGGAUUCCAAGCGCCGGUACCUGAAUUGGAUGACCACCGCCUUCCGUCAAUCUCCACUCAGAGAGUAGAGCGACCGCGUAGAGGCACAUUCGACAGCCUCUAUGGAUCUCGGCAGGCUGAACAGGAGCCGGACACGCCGGCCAUAGUUGUUCGUGACUUUGAAGAGGCCGUUAUCGACGAAGACGGCGCCGACCUCAUGGCAGGGAACCGCCAUGGACGACGUCUAACCGCCGACUCUAGCGAAAGCCGCUCUCUCUCCCCGCCAAACUCUGUCAAAGCAUUCGCUCAGGCUAGACGCAGGGAACGGGAAAUGUCCUUCUCAGACCAAAAAGGAGAUUACGAAGAAAUGCUUGGGAUUGGGCGAGCUCUUUCCAUAUCUAGUCGCCGAAGCCAUCGUAGCAGAUCUCGACCCGUUGAAGCUGACGCUGUGAGCCUCGGAACCAACACUGCCGAAGAAAAUGCGUGCGUCCCAGAAAAUGGCCACCACAGGCAGCACCAGCUUCGAAUUGACUUUGACUAUCUCGAAGAGUUCAUUGAAUCAGAGCGACUCGCCCACGAGGCCAACCGCAAGGCGUCGGUCGCAUCUGUCUUUAAUGAUCUUCGCACGGAGGCUGGUGCACCGCAAAAAGUCCAACUUGCCACAUCUGAUGGUGACAUUAUUGACAUGCCAUCUGAUGGAUCUUCGUCAGCGCCGGAGCAGCCUGCCAAAGAGUCUGCUUCUCCACCGAGGGGUCCGCAGUAUGCUUUUGAUAACAACCGUUUCAGCUUCUUCUCCUCGGCGUGGGAAUCGACUAUCCAUGCCGCUGAAUUCGGUGAUCUUGUCCUUCCCGGUGAAGAUAUGCGUGGUCUAUUCGAGCUUCCGAAAGACGAAAGCGAUGGCGUUUGGUGGCUUAACAUCAACCGUGCAACGAAGGAAGAAGUUCUGAGCAUUUGCAAGGCUUUUGGUGUUCAUCCUCUUACCGUCGAAGACAUUGUCACCCAAGAAGCCCGAGAGAAGAUUGAGUUGUUCCCCUCUUACUAUUUCGCUUGUUUCCGAUCCUUCAACAUGGUCGAGGAACAAGAUGGUAUCGAGUAUGAGCCCUUCAACAUUUACACUCUGGUCUUUCGAGAGGGCACUCUGAGCUUCAGUUUUGCGCCCAACUCACAUGCAUCGCACGUGCGACGGAGAAUCACUGCGCUCAAAGACUACGUAGCCCUCAGCAGCGACUGGAUCUGCUACGCAUUGAUUGAUGACAUUGUCGACUGCUUUGCUCCCGUCAUCAACCAGAUCGAGACCGAAGCAGACGCUAUCGAGGAUGAGGUCUUUAUCAUGCGACACGACGAUUCGAGUACAUUCCUUCGCUCAAUCGGACGCGUGCGCAAAAACUGCAUGGCUUUGCUGCGCCUUCUUGGCGGCAAGGCAGAUGUUCUUCGCGGCUUUACUAAACGAUGCAACGAGAACUACCAGGUCACGCCUCACAUGGACAUUGGAAUGUAUCUCGGUGACAUUCAAGAUCACGUUGUGACCAUGGCAAACAAUUUGGGUCACUGCGAAAAGCUUCUCUCACGCGCGCACAGCAAUUAUCUCGCCACCUUAUCCAUCAACAAUAUCUCACAGGGUACCGACACCAACCGUGUCCUCAGCAAGAUCACCUUCCUUGCCUCUGUCCUGGUGCCACUAAACUUGGUGAGCGGUAUGUUUGGUAUGAACGUGAGGAUCCCUUUUCAGAACGACAAGGUCGAUUCUCUUGGUCCUUUCUUCGGUAUUUUGAGCUUUAUGAUUGUACUUUGCUCGCUCAUUCUGGGGUGGGCUCGUUGGAAGCGAUACAUCUAG